Molecule: messenger RNA, 1693 nt
Organism: Pipistrellus kuhlii (Kuhl's pipistrelle)
Lineage: Eukaryota; Metazoa; Chordata; Mammalia; Chiroptera; Vespertilionidae
Gene: MYBPHL
Product: myosin binding protein H like
Exons: 9
Coding region: 466-1566 (366 amino acids)
Molecular function (GO): protein binding
Source: RefSeq, a predicted model, not a curated record
UCAUUGAAUAUAGGAGUAGAGAGAGAAAGAGCAGUUCAAGGUAUGACUAUCACUAAGCUAAUUCUGGGGCCCCUUUCUUUGGACCUGAACUCCAUGUCGGAUGAGCUGGAGGUCAGGAGUCAAGAUGUCACCCAAUCCCACAGGAGCCAUUGGCCCUGUCUGGAUGGUCUUUGCAUGGGGAAGAAGGGGGAGCUAUCUGAAGUUCAAGCUCUCUCCUCCCUCCCCGGUGCUGCAUGAGGGGUGUCAUCUCACUCCCAAGAUAACAGGGCCACCUCAACCCUCCUCCUGUGGCUAUUCUGGGCUGUUGUCUGAUCUCCCUUUCUUCCCCCAGCCCUGCUUCAGCCCUUCUUCUGGGAGUAGCGGGGUGGGGAGAAGCCCUGGAGAGGCUGAAAAGCAGGUGCUCGCUCCUCCCUCAGCACCAACAGUGAAAAUCUGCCGCUGGAGCCCAGCCUUGGGUGGCCCAGCAUGGAGGCAGUCACGGCACCGGAGGUGGCCCCAGGACCCACUCUGAAGGUGAAAGAAGCCAGCCCAGCAGAUGCGAAAGAACCCCAGACUUCACCUCGACAGGGGGCCAGCAGCCCUAUUCCUCAGCUCCUGGCCCCUCUAGAAGAGCAACCUAAGAUCUGGUUACCUCGGGCGCUGAGGCAGACCUACAUCCGCAAGGUUGGGGACACUGUGAACCUACGAAUUCCAUUCCAGGGCAAACCCAAACCUCGAGCCACCUGGACACAUAACAGCUGUGCCUUGGAUGCCAGUCGUGUGAGUGUGCGGAAUGGGGAGCAGGACUCCAUCCUCUUCAUCCGAGAAGCCCAACGUGCUGACUCAGGUCGCUACCAGCUCAGUGUGCAGCUGGGCGGGCUAGAGGCCACUGCCACCAUUGACCUCUUGGUGAUCGAGAGGCCAGGCCCUCCUCAGAGUAUCAAGUUGGUGGACGUUUGGGACUCCAAUGCUACCCUGGAGUGGACACCUCCCGGAGACACAGGCAAUGCGGAACUCCUGGGAUACACGGUGCAGAAGGCUGACACAAAAUCUGGGGUGUCUCACUCACGGCAUCUUCUUGGGACCCCAAAGCUGUGGUUCACAGUGCUGGAGCGUUAUCACCGCACCAGCUUCACAGUCUCCAACCUUAUCAUCGGCAACUCCUAUGUAUUUCGAGUCUUUGCUGAGAACCAGUGUGGGCUCAGUGAGACAGCCCCCAUCACUGCCGACCUUGCCCACAUCCAGAAAGCAGUUACUGUUUACAAGACAAAGGGGUUUGCCCAGCGAGAUUUCUCUGAAGCUCCAAAGUUCACCCAGCCUCUCGUGAACUGCACUACAGUCACCGGCUACGACACCCAGCUCUUCUGCAGUGUCCGUGCCUCUCCCAAGCCGAAGAUUAUCUGGCUGAGGAACAACAUGGAUAUCCAAGGCAACCCCAAGUACAGAGCCCUCACUUAUUUGGGAAUCUGCUCACUGGAAAUCCGCAAGCCUGGUCCUUUUGAUGGGGGCAUCUACACCUGCAAGGCGGUUAACCCCCUAGGGGAGGCGUCCGUGGACUGUCGGGUGGAUGUGAUGACUCCUCUUUGAGACUCCCUAAGAGGACAUGGACAACCCCUGAGGAAGGAAGCCUGACUGUGCCAAGAUUGUGUUCUUAAGGAGCUUCAGUACAGCAUCUGGUUUGCACCGAUCUAAAUAAAUGGGAGGCUCCUCAGUG